AUGUGGUGUUUCGUGCGGUGCUGUGCGGUGUACCUUCCACUGCUCCUCAUUACAUUGAUUGCCCAAGUCGAGAACCAACAGCCGACAUUCGACAACUCGAUACUGAGGGUGCCGCCCUGGCCGACGGAGAACUGUUCAUUUUUCAAUGAAUCAACAUGCGGACCUACCGGUGGACAGGGAUGCGAUUACAGAUUGUGUCCGGACGGCGCAAAUUGCACCAUCAAUGUGGCCCUAAUACUACCCAGAGAUGACAAAAUGAUUGUCAACAUAGAUGUGGCAAAACAUAUACUUCACACAGCCAUAAACGACAGCAAGCACCAUGGUAUCAUACCUGGUGAUUUACAUAUCAACAUAAACGAAUAUGACGAUGAAUGUACCGCCGGUUUAGGUUUAACCAGCAUGCUUAAUGCCAUAAACGAUUGUGCAAACGUAGUUAUUGGACCAAUAUGCGAAUAUUCCGUCGCAAACACCGGAAGAAUGGCAAAACUUUUAGGACACGGCGGAACACCAAACUUAACACCCGGCGGUUUCUCCUUCAACUUCGUCUCGGAGAAACAGUCAAUUGAAGAUGAGUACUUUAAACUCGUCAACAGUGGCAACAUCGAUUUCAGAUCUUUCGGUGAAUUCUUUUUUCUGAUGAUAAACGCAUUUAACUGGACGAAGAGCGCCACCAUCUUUGAUAGAUCCGAAAUGUUUGAAAUUGGAGGUGAGAACUUUUGUAAGCUGUUCCUGGACAGUGUGGCGAACGACAUACUGAAAACAAUUGAAUUCGGUUUCUUGUCGGGGAACAUUGAAGUAAUGAACAAGGAAUACUCGGAGUUUCUGAAGAACGAAAUCGGCGUACAAUACGGCCUUAUUGUUACAUGUACGUCGGCGAAGAAAUUUCGUAAAAUCCUCAUUGAGGCGGAUAAAUUGAACUUUUUCGACAAAGGUGAAUAUACCUUUUUUAACUUCCAAAUCUAUCACAACGUUACCAAUCCGCUUAGACCGUGGGAGGACCCGGAGGAUCCCGAGAACAAUGAACGUGUCCGUAAGGCUUACAAAUCGGUGUUUACGUUCAUGCCGAGUUUGGAGGCUAACUUUGACGAAGUCGUAAAAAGACCUCAAGGAUUUUCGCUGUUGCACGGCGUCUAUGACGCCAUGGCCAUGUAUUUACAAAUUAUUAACAAAACUUUCAACGACGACGAUCCGCUUUUGGGCUGUAAAGUGCAUUAUCUAAUGGCAGGUGCCAAAUACCAAGGGAUCGAUGGGGAGUUUACGAUGAACUGUAACGCACAAAAGGCGGCGGAUUACGUUCUGUUGCACAUAAACGAUACUGGUGACUACGAGGUUGUGGCAAGGUAUACCAAUUUCAAUAAAACAAUCACUGAAUGGAACGUCAAGUGGCCUUAUGGCGUCCCACUGGACACGCCAAAAUGUGGCUUCGACAACUCCAAAUGUCCAACUGUGGAAAAUGUGAACAUCCUCCUGAUUACCUUAAUUUGCGUGGUUUCCGUCGCAAGUUUGAUUAUGGUAGGAUUUUUAUAUAGAAACUACAAACUCAAAUCUGAGAUCUACUCGUUGGCUUGGAAGAUCAAAUAUGAUGACAUCGUUUUUAUACCGAAGAAGGCACGAUCUCAGUCGUUGGGUUCAUUAAAGGUCAGACUUAUUCUUUAAUUUGUAAUUUAAAACGCUCAAAGUAUCAUUGGUGACAGAGGGCAGCUAUACACAACAGCAGGUUACUACAAAAACUCCCAGGUGGCCUUGAAGCGUUUGAAAGACAUGAAGUUCGACCUCAACCACGACCAAUUAAAGGAAUUAAAAAUAGUGAAAGACCUUUCCCACGACAAUUUAGUGAAGUUUUUCGGUGCCUGUUUGGACAUACCAAAUGUGCUAGUGACCGGUUACUGUUCCAAAGGCAGUUUGCAAGACAUCCUAGAGAACGAACAGAUCAAACUGGACAGGGAUUUUAAGAUGUCCAUCACAAUGGACAUUGUGCGUGGCAUGCACUACCUCCACAGCAGUCCCAUUAAAACUCACGGUGCUUUAAAAUCGUCCAACUGUUUAGUGAAUAAUAGUUUUAACGUGAAAAUUGCCGACUUCGGAUUACAUUUCUUGCGCAUGUACGCCGAAGACAUUGACGAGGACAUCGAGUCGCAUUCGUAUUGGCAAAAACAACUAUGGACGGCACCAGAAAUUUUGAGGAUGAACGGCAAAUGUCCCCAAGGGACGCAAAAAGGGGAUGUUUAUUCGUUCGGCAUAAUAAUGCAUGAAAUCGUUUAUAGAGAAGGAGCAUUUUAUUUGGAUGAAUUUAAAAUAAGUAGUCAAAUAGUCGAGACGGUGAAGAAGGGCCCGGACAGUAAUGGCGGUCAGCCUUUGCGUCCGGCAAGCAGCGAGGCGAUUUGCGAGGACGCCGUCGUCCAGAUAAUGAACAGAUGCUGGUCCGAAGACUCCUCCGAUCGUCCCGACUUCACCGAACUGAAGAACAAGCUGAAGGGCUCAGUGAAUCGUCAAAGUGAUGGCAACGUAAUGGACAGCUUGCUCCAACGCAUGGAACAGUACGCCAACAACUUGGAGAGCCUGGUCGAGGAGAGGACGGCCGACUUUUUGGAAGAAAAACGCAAGUGCGAGGAACUCCUCUAUCAACUUUUGCCCAGAACUAUCGCCCAACAGCUGAUAUUAGGCGAAGCAGUCGUCGCCGAGUCCUUCGACCAGGUGACCAUCUACUUCAGCGACAUCGUCGGUUUCACCGCCCUGUCGGCGGAAAGCACCCCGUUACAGGUGGUCGAUCUACUCAACGAUCUCUACACCUGCUUCGACUCCAUCAUCGAACACUUCGACGUUUACAAAGUGGAGACAAUCGGCGACGCCUACAUGGUGGUGUCGGGGCUGCCGUUGAGGAACGAGAAUCGGCACGCCCGCGAGAUAGCGAGGAUGUCGCUGGCACUGUUGAACGCGGUGAAGCAAUUCAAGAUACGGCAUCGCCCCAACGAGCCGCUGCAGCUUCGAAUAGGCAUACACACGGGACCGUGCGUCGCCGGCGUCGUCGGCCUCAAGAUGCCCAGGUAUUGCCUCUUCGGGGAUACCGUGAACACGGCGUCGAGGAUGGAGUCGAACGGUUUGCCGCUCAAGAUACACGUCAGUCCGGUGACCAAGAAGGUGUUGGACUCGUUCGGCACCUUCGACAUCGAGCGCAGGGGUGAGGUUGAGAUGAAGGGCAAAGGUAAAAUGGUUACCUACUGGUUGAACGGCGAGACGCCGUCAGCAACGGCGACUCCGUCGCAGACCUUGCAGCAGCCUCGCCAGAGGAAGCUGCCAACCACCCCGAUUCCCACCACCAAGAAGGAGCACGGUAAGACAGCUAAACCCAUCACAUUCCAAACCAUAGACGACGCCGAUGUUCCCCUGCUGUCCGUUACAUCCGACUCUUGAAUAUCUUAAAUGUGACUUCUAUGACUGGACCCCAGGUCCGUCGCUUGGCAAAUUGAUGUGAAUAACCAAAAACCUUUUAGAAAAAACAAUGGAUAAUUAUAAUUUAAUGAGAUCCUCAUGUACAGAUGUGCCAAUGAAAUUAAUUUUGUCGUUUCGAUGAGGAGACGCGCGAAUGAUUUUGUGAAAGGAUUUUCAUAAGGCGAUCACCCCUACUUUUCCCCAUUAAGACAAUAAACUGGAUUAUCAAAUUUUAAUCAAUCAAAAAAAAAAAAGUUUUUUGGCGGGAACAACUAUCAUGAUGCGUUUAGACUGACUUUUAUACAUGGAGUAGUCUUUUACUAGCGGUAGCUCCGGAGGUGAUUUCAACGAAUUGCCACCGGACGCAGUUUCAAACUUUUUCGGCUUCGGUUUGUCCUGGUAUAACUGUUUAGAAAUUGUUCACGUCGUACAUAUCUAAGGUAACCACAGUGGUAUGGAAGGACAUAUUUUUAAAGUAGAAUUUUCACACUGUAAUGGUUUAAAGAACACCAACAACAAAAUUAAUAUCGACACUACAUUACUUAUGUUUAAUAAAUUAGUUCAUUAUGCAACAUCAGGGCUUCAAUAAUUGAAUUGUGACGCUUAAUCAAUGAUAAACAGGGGAUUUGAACAAUGAGGAUGUGAUCAGAUCCGAUCGAUACAUUUCGAAGAUUAACUCGUAUUAUUACUGUACACUAAAGAAAAUAUAAUAAAUUACUUCUUAGUAUAGUUUUAGUACUGAAAGUAUCUCAGUCUUAUAAACAAAGGCACAAGUAGUUUCUUUUAAUACUGAAACCUGACUUGAAACUAGAUUCAAAGUCAACUAGAAAAAAUUAGAUUUUAAACAAGGAACAUUUUACCUAUAAAAUAUAAAUAAAAUAUUGUCCAACGUUAUGGAAAUUAAUAUAACAUCAAUAAACUAUACUAGUAAUCUCAGAAAUAUAAUAUGACAUAAUAAUUAAGCUUCAUUAGUCCAAAUUUUUAAAUCAAUUAUUGAAAUUUUAGUGAUGUUAAGAUAAUUAUUAAAAUCUUGACGUGGACUAUUCAAUUUUCUAAUUUUGGAUGCUAUAACAAACAAAUUUACAGUAAUAUUCUUGAAAAUUUGACCUGCUGUUUUAAAGAAUUUAAGGAAUAAGUUAAUAAUAUAUAUUAUUCCUGAUAACUACUGAACAGUUUAAACAAUUAAUAUAAGCCCAAAAUGUCUAGUGACUCAAAAUUGCAUCAAAUAACGUUUCUUAACACAGUUAUACCACCACAAACUCACCUGACAAAUUUAAUUGUCCAUCGCUGAAUAUGAAAAUCCCCAUUUUAGCCUGAGGUCAAAAUAAAAAGGUAUGAGUAAAAAACAUUCAUGUGGCAUUCUGUAUUAAAAUUUGCCAGAUAUACAGGAUCACGUUGAACCGAUCCCCGUCUGUGCUCAAGCAAAAUCCAUCGGAUUGGUACGUAAUUAUUUGGAUAGUUGGACGUGAUCCUGUAGCUUGACUAACUCCAUCUAUGUACACCCGAUUCCUCUGUUCUGUGUGUCUUAAAUUAAUAGACGAGAGUAUAUGUUGUUAGCAAUAGUCUAUUGGCUUCCCUUUUUUCUUUGUAUUGAAAUAAAUCGGUCUGUGAACGAGUACCUGUUUAAAGGGGUCGAUUUAUUUUAAUACGCAAAAUAUGUGAUUCGUAGAUGUUCCUGUCGAUUUUGGUUUAAGGAACGAAUUGGUUUUUAGAUUAAAAAAAAAAAACGGGAUACUAAGGAAUAUAAUGUUGAUUUCAAUUUUUUCUCUUUGCAACCAAAAUUGACGUCGGAACAUCUACUGUAAUUCUAUCUAACCUGACCAGCAUGCGGACCAUACCACUUUCCAACAGUAUUAAUUUUGUUAAAAAAUACUAUCGUUCCUUGCUUUUAUAGAGUAUGCUUUCUUAUGAUUGUGAAAUAAUAUUAUAUAUGUAUUCCACCUCAAAAUAUUAUAGUUCUUAUACAGGGAGACAAACCCGUUUAACACCACUCAAAGUAUAAACACUAAAUGUACUUUGGGAUGUAAAUUUUCCUGUUUUCAUUUAUGCAGGGUGAUUUGUUUCAUCGAAUAAACUAUUUUGUGUCAUCCUGUAUAAAACAGUUAAGCGAAGAAGCACUGUAAAUAUUAAGCCAUAAAUAUUAUUUUGCUAAAUUAACAAUUGUUCCAUAAAUUGUUUGCCCCUAAGAGGAUAUAAUGGAUGUUGGACAAGUUGUUAUAUUCUGAGAGAUUAUUACUGUUAGAGCUAUAUGUGAAAGAAAAUCAAAAACAUCACGAAUAUCAAAUGGGAUAAAUCUCAGACAAUUAAUUAGGUUACUUUAUUUCGGACAAAAUUAUUUGUAUUCGUAUGUUUUGGAUUUUUCUGAUUGUACAACUGAUGUGAUAUCGUUGAAUUUGAUAAAUAUUGUAUAUUUAUUAUUUUUCUUAUCUCACCCUGUAUAUAAAACUAAAUCAUCUAGUCCCUUUAUUUUAUUUAUAAUUUAUUGUUAUAAAUGUAUACAUAACUUAUCUGCUAAAAUCCUUACAAAAUGUAUAUUUAAUAUAUAAGUUCAAUAUAUGUGAUGUGUAUACAACAAA
This is a messenger RNA of Aethina tumida (small hive beetle), 6005 nucleotides long. RefSeq names its product atrial natriuretic peptide receptor 2-like. The transcript is spliced from 17 exons. Lineage: Eukaryota; Metazoa; Arthropoda; Insecta; Coleoptera; Nitidulidae. Gene Ontology annotation, molecular function: protein kinase activity; guanylate cyclase activity; ATP binding. The record is from RefSeq and is a predicted model, not a curated record. Gene Ontology annotation, biological process: intracellular signal transduction; protein phosphorylation; cGMP biosynthetic process.